AUGGUAAUUGUUCUGAGCAUGCCAUUUCACCCAUUGGUCUUCAUUGAUUACACAAUAAUAGCAAAUUGGCCGUCGGACAAGAAGAGUCGGUAUGCGUCUACGAGUGUUUUCUAUUCUCUUUUAGACGUAUUUCCUCUUAAGAGAGCUUUUUCUAGGGAAAAUAUAACAGUAGAUCUCGUUAUACAAGCUCCAUAUAAUGAACUGAAGGAUCUGUUAUCUGAAGGUCAAUUCCCUAAUGCCGUAAGGCAGAAGCUUGUGAAAUCUCUCCGUAAUUCAGUCGAUGACAUUCUUGAAGCCGAUCGUGUACUGCUACAUAUCCAUGCAUUCAACACGGAUCCAGUGUUCUACCGUAUUCCAGUGGGUGUAUCGGCAAAGAUACCGAUAUUCACUGUUGAUGACAAAACGAAAGAGAUGACCGUCUUUCUGGGUUUCUUUCUAUUACAAAUCGCACUUCUUUCCGUAGGAAUGGAUUCAAAGAAUUUUAGCACUCAACGCGAACAAGCGAAGACAUUCGUGGGAUUCUGGAGUUCGUUGUGCGAGUUAAGCGAAAAGUCAUGGCAGAAAUGGGUGCAUGUGCAUUCUGAAAGGAUUAUUUUAAAGAGUUCCAACGUACCGUUCAAUAUGGAAAACAGCGAUAUACCAGUGUAUUUUUACAUGAUCAAGGUUACGUUGGAGCCACCGUGCCUUAUACUUCGAACGGCAUUCCUGGGCGGGGUAGUUGAUGCUAAUCGUCGACGAUUAUUAGAUCUUCGUCUUAUGGAAGAUGGAAAAGAGACGGAAGCUUUGUCCGUUAUUCGACGACCACUUGAACGAAUCAUGAUUCGUUAUCGGUCGAUUCCCAAAGAUCUGCAGACUAUCGUCCGAGUUCGGGAAGAUGAUACAUUGGAGGAUCCGAAGCUGUUAAUACUACACAAUGCGAUUAGCAAGUAUCUUGAAUGUCGGCGACGUAUUUGGAAUCUACCUCAACUGAAUGCGAAAAAUGAUCGUACUUAUCGGCCAACGGCUGAGUAUAUACUUAGCGUACUGAUGCAAAGACGUCUUGAGGAGGGGUUCCGCGUUGCUUGGGCUCACGGCGGUAUCGUAGGAUUCUGUCGACAGGUGAGUGUUGUCACAAGGUGA
Molecule: messenger RNA, 1119 nt
Organism: Angiostrongylus costaricensis
Lineage: Eukaryota; Metazoa; Nematoda; Chromadorea; Rhabditida; Metastrongylidae
Source: the annotation of a GenBank genome assembly